Messenger RNA from Orbilia oligospora ATCC 24927, 1656 nucleotides. RefSeq lists its product as uncharacterized. The transcript has 4 exons. Gene Ontology annotation, biological process: transmembrane transport; carbohydrate transport. Gene Ontology annotation, molecular function: carbohydrate:proton symporter activity. The record is from RefSeq and is a predicted model, not a curated record. NCBI's taxonomy places the organism in Eukaryota, Fungi, Ascomycota, Orbiliomycetes, Orbiliales, Orbiliaceae. Gene Ontology annotation, cellular component: membrane. Bases 1 to 1656 code for a protein of 551 amino acids.
AUGGCUGGCGAACGCCGCUACCUCGGCCUCUACGGCCGCCCCCUCUCCCUCACCAUCUCAACAAUAUGCACAAUCGGUUUCCUCCUCUUCGGCUACGACCAAGGCGUAAUGUCGGGUCUAAUCACACACCCAAAUUUCAACUCCACCUUCCCCUCAACCCGUGAUAACAGUACAAUGCAAGGCCUAGUUACAGCAUUAUACGAAAUCGGAUGUUUGAUCGGUGCUAUAUUUAUAUUAUUCUUUGGUGAUAUUAUCGGCCGAAAGAAGGGGAUUAUGGGAGGUGCUUUGAUUAUGAUUUUGGGGACUGUGAUCCAGGUUACUAGUUUUGGGAGUUUGGUGCAGUUUGUGCUAGGGAGGAUUGUGACGGGGGUGGGGAAUGGGAUGAAUACUAGUAGUAUUCCUACUUAUCAGGCCGAGUGCGCAAAUACGAAAAACCGCGGUCUAUUAAUUUGUAUCCAAGGUGGAACGAUAGCGUUCGGUACUUUGCUAUCUUACUGGCUAAACUACGGUGUAACUCAAUACGAAAGUAGUUUUAGCUGGAGGUUCCCAAUUGCAUUUCAAAUCGUAUUUGGUUUAAUCAUCUUCUUUGGAAUGGCCGGACUACCCGAUUCCCCUCGUUGGUUACUAUCCUGCGGCCGCGAUGAAGAAGGCACAGCCGUAAUCGCCGCAAUUUACGGUCACACAAUCGACGCCCACGAAACCCAACUCCACAAGCGCAUCAUCCUCGAAUCCAUCGCCGCCUCCUCCACCACCUCAAAAGACGGAAAAUCCCACGUAACCCCAUUCUCCGAACUAAUCACCAACGGAAAAACCCAACACUUCCGCCGUAUGAUCCUCGGCGCUUCAUCCCAACUAAUGCAACAAGUCGGCGGUUGUAACGCCGUAAUCUACUAUUUCCCCAUUUUGUUUCAAUCUUCAAUUGGACAAUCUCGCCACACUUCGUUGGUGAUGGGUGGUGUAAAUAUGAUCGUUUACUCCAUCUUUGCUACAUCAUCAUGGUUCAUCAUCGAACGUGUCGGUCGUAGGAAAUUGUUCCUGUGGGGUACAGUUGGACAGAUGGUUGGUAUGAUAAUUACGUUUGCAGGAUUAAUCCCCGGUACGCCAUAUGCGGCUAAGGGAGCUGCGGCAGGGUUAUUUGUUUAUAUAGCUGCAUUCGGAGCUAGUUGGUUACCAUUACCUUGGUUGUAUCCGGCGGAGAUUAACCCGCUGAGGACAAGAGCGAAGGCGAAUGCGGUGUCGACUUGUACUAAUUGGGCUUUUAACUUUUUGAUUGUGCUGGUGACACCGAUUAUGGUUGAUAGGAUUGGAUGGGGGGCUUAUGCUUUCUUUGCGGGUGUUAAUGCUUGUUUCCUGCCGGUUAUCUACUUCUGGUACCCAGAAACUCGCAAGCGAUCACUCGAAGAAAUAGAUAUUAUCUUCGCAAAGGGUUACUGCGAGAAUAUUUCAUACGUCAAAGCCGCCAAAGAACUUCCCUUACUUUCUACCGAAGAAGUCGAGGAAAUGGCGUUGAGGUAUGGUGCUGGAGUCGAUGAUGGCCAUAGAGCUGUUGCCGCUGCUUCAAGGACAAAUUCUGGUCUAAAGGGAGAUGAGAGUCCUCCUCAGGCACCUAGUACGGAGGAGGUGGAGAAGGUUGGACAGUUUGAUCCGAAGGCUUAG